UUUUCUCAGCCCGUCUCAUGUGGCUCCCCCCUUUUUCCUGUCCAUCCCCAGCUGAACUGCUCCAGGGUUUUGUCUCCGGGGCGGACCCCGGCCCGCUGGCGGCUGUGUGCUGAGGCCUGGCUCCUUCCAGCUGCAAACGGGCCGUGUGUUGCAUACUCCUUCAGCAUGAGCGGAGGAGACGCAGACUUUCUGCGGACCGCUUCGCAGCUCGGAUGCGAGGUCCACCGUUUCGAUCCCGGCAAGUCCGAGGCAUCCGGUGGUCGCCCUGGCAACGGUUUGGCGGGUAACCAUGGCGACGGAGGUGGUGUCAUCCAGCACAAGACGUGGUUGGAGUGGCGAGCUCCAAAGAGGCGCAGGCCGAGGGCAAGAGGCGACCUGGGCAGCGUUUCUCAAACGCUGGCAGAUAUCAUGGCUGCUCUGGGACAUCGUACAGUUCACUUUCUCUAUGCUGACCUCCUAAGUGCUGAGUGGAGAGUUUUCCAGAACUGGAUUGAGGUGGGAACUCUACAAAACAUCCAUCAUCUGGUUGCUACGGUGCACCUGCAGUGGGCCGGGUUUGAGGUGGGAGGAACCAAUGAGGAAGUGCUUCGCUUUUGGUUCAGCGUCCUUCGGGCUGUUCAGGUUUUCGGAUUCAAGCUGGUUCACAGCUCUGCAGGGGAGGGUCACAGUGUCCUGAAACAGACAGCAGCCAGCGCUCACAGCUCCUACACACUCAGCUGGGUCAACACACAACACUGACGCGCACACCUGAACGUUUUUAGAGCCGUGCGUGCUGCUGUGGAUGAAAAAAAAAAGGAGAAAAAAAGAGAGUCAGGUGAAUCUUCUUAGCUUUUCUCUCAGGGCAUUCAGCACAAAUCCAUUUUCCAAAUGAUGUCGCCCCCUAGCGGACAUUGAACAGUUUGCAUCCUUCAAUCCUUCACAGUGGUGUUCAUACAUGCAGAGAAAAUGGACAGUUUGACCAAAUACGAGAACAAAAUGUAAUUUUUAAAUAGUUGAUGAACAAAAAAUAAAAAAUAGCAAACCAACAGAUCUUAAUUUAUACUGAAACCAUGCUUGAAAUGUAAGAAAAAUCAGACUACUAAAAAAUCAGUUUGAUUCUUUUUCCUUUGACCUUCCCGACUAUGUUAAUUUUGUUUGAUCAAAAUCAAUGCUGUCAGAUUAAUCCGCAUGUGGUAGUUUUACAAAUAUCUGUUUGUUACUUGUUCCACAACAAUGGAUUAUUAUGUGACUGUUUUGUAGACAUUCAAUAAUUUCAAGGGACUUCAGAAAUAUAUAUUUGCUCGACUGGGUGUUAAUUUACCCUUUUAAAAAUUGAAUAAUUGUUUACGUAACACAAUUUUUGGAUGAACCAUUAGCUCCAGAUCCUUUAUGUUCUAGCAAUGUUGUUGUUAUCCAGAGUCUUAAUCUCAAUCAGGACAAAAAUAGUGUGAAUGUUGAAAUAUCUGUGUUACUGUUAGCAUCCAUGUCAGUAUCAUCCAUUGCAAAAGGGAAUUUAGAGUAUAUACACUACAUAUUACAACAAACAAAUUAUUUCAAAAUGCUGAAAAAGGAAAGUGUAUGAAAUUACUGUGAAACUGAAAGUGGACAUGGGGAUUAUAGCCAGGACAUUAAAUACUGUUGAUAUGUGCUUAAUUUAUCAUCCUUUAUGCAUGCUGAAGCUAAAGAAAUGACUCCAAAGGACGCUUAAUUGUUUUUAACAAAAAUAAAAUAAACUUAUUGU
Menidia menidia (Atlantic silverside) is the source of this 1720-nucleotide messenger RNA. Lineage: Eukaryota; Metazoa; Chordata; Actinopteri; Atheriniformes; Atherinopsidae. The record is from the annotation of a GenBank genome assembly.